This is a messenger RNA of Coregonus clupeaformis (lake whitefish), 766 nucleotides long. Its product is annotated as regulator of G-protein signaling 7-like. The coding region runs from base 306 to 710 and encodes 134 amino acids. NCBI's taxonomy places the organism in Eukaryota, Metazoa, Chordata, Actinopteri, Salmoniformes, Salmonidae. The record is from RefSeq and is a predicted model, not a curated record. Gene Ontology annotation, biological process: regulation of G protein-coupled receptor signaling pathway; intracellular signal transduction. The transcript has 6 exons.
UCAUCGUUAGAGCGGCCACUAGAGUAUCUGGCCAAGAUAAUGGAGAAUCUGUGCCAUCAAGCUCGGUUCGAGGUGUGGAGAGAAGAGAAGAUAACAGAGGACGGGUAGAGAGAGUGCCACAGUCUGACUGCAAGCAUCGAUAGGAAGAGCGCCAUAUUUCCAUCAUUUCCAAUGAAUUAUCAUCACAUUCCUUCGACUGCCAACUGACAACCUGAUUUGAGGGUCUCUAUCGGAACACAGGGACUUCUUCCUUACGGGCUGUGGUCGGGACUACUUCACACUGCCAGGUAGAUCACCUUAAAGCCAUGGCGCAGACAAACAGUUACGACCAGAGCAGCAAUGGAGUGGCUGAUGAACCCCCCAACAUGCUGGUGUACAGAAAGAUGGAAGAGGUCAUAGCUCAUAUGCAAGAUGAGAAAAAUGGAAUUCCUAUCCGCACAGUCAAGAGUUUUUUAUCUAAGAUCCCAAGUGUUUUUUCAGGUUCUGAAAUUGUACAGUGGAUGAUUAAAAACCUAAAUAUUGAUGAUCAAGUAGAGGCGCUCCACCUUGGAACUCUGAUGGCAGCCCACGGCUACUUCUUCCCCAUCUCAGACCAUGUGCUCACUCUGAAGGACGAUGGAACCUUCUACAGGUUUCAGACUCCCUAUUUCUGGCCAUCCAACUGUUGGGAACCUGAGAACACAGACUAUGGUGAGUACAGCAGACAAUGACCUAAAUCACCUAAUUGUCACACACACACACACACUGAAACACAUUAAACCACUGU